GCCAAGAUUGCGGAUUUUGGGCUUGUGAGGUUAGAAGAAGGUUCCACAGUGGGCACCACUCGAGUGAUGGGCACACCGGGCUAUGUGGAUCCCAUCUACUUCCGCACGUCAAAGGCAACCAGCGCCACCGACAUCUACAGCUUCGGUGUGCUCAUGCUCGUGGUGCUCUUGAAGCAGACGUGCCCGCUUUAUAUGGUUGAUGGGGAGAGCAACCACAUAGUGUUAUGGGUGAAGGCUUUCAUCUCCCACACCCCGGCCCGCCUCAAGGACUUCAGCAUGGACGCCCCUUCUCCAACCCGCCAGGAGGAGGAUUGCAUUUCCUCUGACAACCCGGCACCCCUCAACGAUCUGAGAAUGGACGCCCCGGAUGAUGCUGUGCUGCGCCUGGCCCUGCUGGCCCUCUCCUGCACCGCGGAGCGCACUGCCAGUCGGCCCAGCAUGUCAUACGUUGCCAGUGAGCUGCUUGCUGUGAGGAAUGAAGUGGUGGGAGCAGAGGUGCCGAGUGCUGCGAUCAAGGUGGACGAGCAAGCCAACGAGAUGAAGAAAGCAUAUUCUGUUGUUAAGGGUGUUUGA
Messenger RNA from Closterium sp. Naga37s-1, 573 nucleotides. The record is from the annotation of a GenBank genome assembly. NCBI's taxonomy places the organism in Eukaryota, Viridiplantae, Streptophyta, Zygnematophyceae, Desmidiales, Closteriaceae.